AUAAGUAUUUGCCAGACAUCUCUGUUGGGAACUAUGUUACACCUUUUAUUAAAUCUGCCGUUUAUUUUCUACGUGCACAGCUUCAUCGCACGGUUUCUUGGCCUUCAAUGUUUUCCAAGGUUUCCCGGGCGUGCCCCAUCGGAGCCCUGUCACUGGCGCUGCGGGCCGCUGACGAAGAGACGACGUGGUGGCGCGGCACCUACCCGGCCGCCACGGGAGUGGCGCUGCACGCUGUUUUGGUGGCCGCUAUGGUGAGCGCCGCUGCAUCGCGCCACGACCUGCAACGCUUGCUUGCCGCGUUGUCGUGGCCGCUGUGCGUCGCAGCUGUGGCCGGGUCCAGCUGGCAUGCGCUACCCGCCGCACUGUGCGCACUACAGCAGCAGCGCGAGGAGCCCGUCACCGCCGCUUUGGUAGUGGUUCGCUGCGGUAGCGCACUGUGCAACAUGCUACUACUGACCCCCACCGUGCUCCAAGACCGGGGACUCACGCAGGGCCUGCUGCUAGCGGCAGCCAACUCCUUGUUCACCGUUGGCCGGGGAGACGGGCCGCUACUGUACUUGUCCGGCCUGCCACCGCUGCCCGGCGCCGUGUAACACCACUUGAAUAGCUAACCUAAAAUAAUCUUGUCUAAUUGAACCUAAUGUAGAAACCUAAUCUAACUUAACAUAACCUCGCCUAACCUGACUCAUAGUAACCUAACCUAACUAAAAUGUGAUGUUGGGCUCAUUAGUUUAUUACGGUAACAUAAGCUCGUAGUGAAAAUAACCUCGUCGUAACCAAACCUUGCAGUAACACCUCAUCGUAACAUAACCUCGACGAACCUGGCCUCGUCGUAACAUAUACCUAACCUCGUGGUAACAUAAACUUGUCGGAACUAUCUCAGCAUAAGUUAACCUCAUCGAACCCUUGCCUUAACAUCACACAUCACCCAAUUAAAAGCGUGAUGUUACACUGUUAAUCUAACCUCACUACAACGUGAUGUUGGGCUCGUUUAUUAGGGGUAACCUAACCUCGGAGUGAAAAUAACCUCGUAGUAACGCAGCCUCAUCGUAACAUAACCUCGACGAACCUGGCCUCGUCGUAACAUAUACCUAACCUCGUGGUAACAUAAACUUGUCGGAACUAUCUCAGUAUAACCUAACCUCAUCGAACCCUUGUCUUAACAUCACACAUCA
This is a messenger RNA of Rhipicephalus microplus (southern cattle tick), 1175 nucleotides long. RefSeq lists its product as uncharacterized. NCBI's taxonomy places the organism in Eukaryota, Metazoa, Arthropoda, Arachnida, Ixodida, Ixodidae. The record is from RefSeq and is a predicted model, not a curated record. Gene Ontology annotation, cellular component: membrane. Gene Ontology annotation, molecular function: symporter activity.